CCGCCCCUCCGGCCGCUCGACCUGCAGUCCCCAGGGCACCCGACCGAGCGCUACCGAGGGUGCCCGGGAACUCCCGAGCUCGGACCGAGCGUUGCCCGAGCAGAUUCCGAAAGCUCCCGAGCAGUGCCCGAGCACUACCGAGCGGAUUCCGAAAGCUGCCGAGAUGGCCCCGAAAAGUACCGAGCAGCGCCCGAAAGUAGUCGAACGCAUCCCGAGUUCAGUCGAGCUGGUCGGGAUUGCCACCGAGCAGCUGAGGACCGACUAGGCCCGGAGCGCCGCGGGGCCUGUGCAGGGCGGUGUGCGGCAGAGCUGUUCAAGACAUGAUCGAGGUGGUGGCCAAGCUGGGCCGUGGGCCCGUCUUCCUGGCCGGGGAGGUGCUGGAGUGUGUGAUCACUUUCACCAACCCGUUAUCGGCCUCGUCUACCUCUGCCAGCAGUGAGAUGCUGGCAUGGGCCAGCGCUCAGAUCCACUGCCAGUUUCACACCAGCGAGAACCGGGUAGCACUCCCUCCCUCUGAUGGCAGCAAGCACGAUGUGCAGGCAGAGAAUGAGACAGUCUUCGUCCCUAACAGAGGAGAGCGAGGUCAGUGUAUCCUGUCUACCCCACCAAAGAUUCUCUUCUGUGACUUGCGACUGGAUCCUGGGGAGUCAAAGUCCUAUUCCUACUGUGAGACAUUGCCCAUCGAUGCCCCCCCCUCUUUCCGGGGACAGUCAGUGAAGUAUGUGUACAAGCUGACCAUUGGCUGCCAGCGUGUCAACUCGCCCAUCAAGCUGCUGCGAGUGCCCUUCCGUGUCCUUGUUCUGCAAGGGCUCAAGGAUUACCAGUUCCCACAGGAUGAGGCCGUUGCACCCUCAAACCCCUUCCUGGAGGAGGAAGAGGGCUUGAAGAAAGACUCUCGCCUGGCAGACCUGGCAACAGAGUUGCUCAUGGUGGCUACCUCCAGACGCAGCCUGCACCUGUAUAACAUCAGCAACACUCGUGGGAAGGUGGGAACAUUCUGCAUCUUUAAGACUGUGUAUAAGAUUGGAGAAGAUGUCAUUGGGACCUUUAACUUCUCAGAAGGAGACAUCCCUUGUCUGCAGUUCUCAGUGAGCCUGCAGACAGAGGAAACCAUCCAGGAGGAGUUCCAGCGCCGACGGGGACAGCCUGUUUCCUACACCACGCAUGCCCGCCAUCAGGAGGCCUGCCUGCACACAGCCCAGAGCAGCUUCAGCCUGCCAAUCCCACUCAGCUCCACCCCAGGAUUCACCACCAACAUCGUGUCACUGAAGUGGAGGCUGCACUUCGAAUUUGUGACCUCUGGAGAGUCAGCAGGGACUUGUUUGGUUCGUGGGAGCCAGUCAGAGGCCAUUACGUGGACUGGGGUAGAGCAGAUGGAAGUGGACACUUUCAGUUGGGAUUUGCCCAUCAAAGUCCUUCCCACCAACCCCAUACUGGCUUCCUAUGUAUCUCAGUUCUCCAGCACCAACUCCAUCACCAUCUGAAGUGGGGAGAGCUGGUAGGGACCUGUAGUUCUGCAAGAGUGUGCCAGUGGUGGGAAUGGCAGCAGGACUGUCACCAACAUGCUUUGAGGCACAAGUCCUCAUGUCCCCUUGGGUUCAUCUGCAAUGCCCAGGUGGGCACCAGGCACAUCCUGUCCCUGUGUGGGUGGAGGUUCACUGUGCUUGCCAUAGUGUCCUGGGCUGUAACCUUUGGCUAAGAGUUAGCCCUUCCUGCCUUGGUGAAGGUGCAAGUCCCAGCACUCACCAAAUAAAAUCUGCUUCCCAGGGAAUGGCCUGAUGUGCCUUUAUCCCAUAAGGGACCUCCAUGAGGGAAAGAAGAGGGGAUGCUCUUCCACUGAAGCCUCGUAUCAGCCUGGGCUAAACAAAGAGACCCCGUAAGUGGAGGUCUGGCAUCCAGGUGAGGCACAUUGGCUGCCUGAGCAGGAUGAGAACCUGACCUGCCCUGGCCCUUAUCCCCCCUUUCAUGAAGGGAGUCUCAUGUACCUCCCACUGCCCUUACCCAAAGGAGGCAGGACUUGGCAGGCAGGCCCCACACUGUCAGCAUGUUCUGGUGUCUUGGACACAGCUGCAUGCUGCAGCAGUGUGGUGAUGAUGAUCCAAAACUGAGAAUCAUUGAGCACCUGGGCUGCUGCCCACACGCCUGGCAGGAAUGCAGCCUGCUGGUUUUGGAAUGCCUGGGGAGCUAGAGUGAGUGCAUGCUGUGCAUUCAGGAGCUGGGGUGAAGGUCUCCCUGCUCAGCAGUCGGCUCCCCGUUUGUAUCAAACCUUCUAGAGUUUUCCUCCUUCUGUGGAAAUCUAAUAAACAUCUGAGUGUUCAAAA
Molecule: messenger RNA, 2321 nt
Organism: Pogoniulus pusillus (Red-fronted tinkerbird)
Lineage: Eukaryota; Metazoa; Chordata; Aves; Piciformes; Lybiidae
Gene: RGP1
Product: RGP1 homolog, RAB6A GEF complex partner 1
Exons: 9
Coding region: 321-1484 (387 amino acids)
Biological process (GO): retrograde transport, endosome to Golgi
Cellular component (GO): Ric1-Rgp1 guanyl-nucleotide exchange factor complex; Golgi membrane
Source: RefSeq, a predicted model, not a curated record